This is a messenger RNA of Ilex paraguariensis (yerba mate), 294 nucleotides long. The record is from the annotation of a GenBank genome assembly. NCBI's taxonomy places the organism in Eukaryota, Viridiplantae, Streptophyta, Magnoliopsida, Aquifoliales, Aquifoliaceae.
AUGGCAAUGCAUGGCACGAAGCUCAGAAUUGGUGUUCCAAGGAAUUGUGGGUUCAAGGAGUUGGUUUAUUGGGAUCGUAAACCUCAAACCAAUGAAACGAAUUUCAAUGGGUUCUGUAUAGAUGUAUUCAAAGCUGCCAUUGAAGCUUUGCCAUUUGAUGUACCUUAUGAAUUUAUUCCUUUCGGGGGAACUUACAAUGAUCUAAUAUAUCAGGUCUAUCUACAGAAUUACGAUGCUGCUGUGGGAGAUAUCACACCUACGGCCAAUAGAUCUCUGUUAAGUUUGGAGGAUUAA